Molecule: messenger RNA, 723 nt
Organism: Ceutorhynchus assimilis (cabbage seed weevil)
Lineage: Eukaryota; Metazoa; Arthropoda; Insecta; Coleoptera; Curculionidae
Source: the annotation of a GenBank genome assembly
AUGAUGGAGAAAAAACGAACAUCGAAAAAACAGUUUGGACUUUACAUAAAGUUCGUAAAAGAAAAUCCAGUUUUAAUUACGGGAAAAUUGCAACCAUCCGGCAAUCCCAAAGAUCUGGAGGUGUUGUGGGAUGAAUUGAGCAAAGUCCUCAACUCCUGUGGGGACGGACCCAUUAGGGAAACAGCUUCCUGGAAAAAGGUCUUCACUGAAUGGAAAAGUGCUUCAAGGAAAAAGGCAAGGGAGAACAAACAACUCUCAGAGCUGGAAGAAGAAAUUCUUACAAUAACAGGUCGGGGUGCUGUCAGUGGUUUGGAUGUAAGAGAACUAGGAACUGAAACAACUGAAACAGAAGAUAAGUUGCCCAAGAAGGAAAAAAUUCAGAGUGGCCCUUCUAAAGUCAAGUGCUUAGAUAAUAUUGUUGGACAUUCAAGUGAUGAAGCCAAGGAUGAAGCUUCAUCUAGUAACAGUGAGCCAAAAAAUGUUCACAAGGAGAACAUCCCAAAGACAAAGCCAAAGAAAAAACGUACAGGGGAUGUGCUUUGUGACACAUAUGAAGCAGCCACAAAUGAGACCUGUGAGAAAUUGGAGGGAAUUAGCUUAGCAAUAUUAGAAGUAGCCAAAGCUAUCAAUCGUUAUUGUGACAUUGUCGAAGCUUCCAACCAAACAAUAGAAUAUGUAGAUGAACAAAAUGCUGAGGAAGUAGAAGACGAGGAUAAUUAUUAA